This is a messenger RNA of Lagenorhynchus albirostris (white-beaked dolphin), 1062 nucleotides long. RefSeq names its product receptor interacting serine/threonine kinase 3 (gene RIPK3). Gene Ontology annotation, molecular function: ATP binding; protein kinase activity. Gene Ontology annotation, biological process: protein phosphorylation. The transcript has 7 exons. The coding region runs from base 267 to 839 and encodes 190 amino acids. Lineage: Eukaryota; Metazoa; Chordata; Mammalia; Artiodactyla; Delphinidae. The record is from RefSeq and is a predicted model, not a curated record.
GCAAGCCGGGAAGCGGAAUCCGUGCAGUGGCCUGGAGACUGACCCCUCUCCCGGCCCCCAACCCCAGGGCACAGUGGGGCUCACGGGGGAGGCUGGAGAUUGAACUGACCAACACGAGCUGAGUCACGGGGCUUGGGGGGUGGGGCGGUGUGGGGAGCCGCGCGGCCUUGGGGCCCUGGCCGGCGGGUGAUGAGGCCCCCUCUCUCAGGCACAGCGGUACCUCAGCCCCGCUGGUGCCCAUCGAGGAAGUGGAGAACCCCGAGUUCAUGGGCAAAGGCGGAUUUGGCGCUGUCUUCCGGGCACAGCACAGGACUUGGGGGUUUGGAAGUGGCGGUGAAGAUCAUGAACUCCCCCAGUGCCCGAGGCCAGGGCCGCUCCUCUGCCGCCUGCUGCAGGACCUGGUGCUCGGGAUGUGCUACCUGCACAGCCAGAACCCCAUGCUUCUACACCAGGACCUCAAGCCCCCCAACGUCCUAUUGGACUCAGAGCUGCAUGCCAAGCUGGAAGAUUUGGACCUGUCCACGUUUCUGGGAGUCUCACAGACAGGGGCAGGAUCUGGGGAGUCAGGGAGCACCCCCGCUUACUUGGCCCCAGAACUGUUGGCUGAUAUAAACUGGAAGGCCUCCAUGGCCAGUGAUGUCUACAGCUUCGGGAUCCUAAUGUGGGCAGUGCUAGCCAGAAGAGAAGCUGAGAGUAAAACUCUAGGCAGACUCUGGGAUCCUUCACCUCAGGUGGCCUUCAUACUCUGGAUGUCUUCUCCUCACACCCACACCCCAGUAGUGGACCAUAAAUCACGCAGCAGGAAGCAGUGUGUGAGAGGCAGAUCCGGCCUGCAUUGACUGAGCUGCCCCAGUCUGGCCCUGAGAUCCUGGCUUGGAAGUACUGAAGGAUUUAAUGCAGCACUGCUGGAUCCAUGAGCCCCAGAAGAGACCCUCCUUCCAAGAAUGCCGACCAAACACCCAGAAAGUCCUCGAUCUGGUAAAGGAGUUCCUGUCUGAGCACAGGGGCAGCAGCAGGUUGUUGUCUGUCCUCAAGCCAGGCCCGGAAAGUACAGAAAAGGAU